UUGUAUAAAUCGGUGGCGGGAGACGGAGCACUGAGCAGGAUAGUGGCGAUACGCUGACUGUUUAUUUUUUUAGUUUUGAUUUUCAGAUAUUAGCAGCAACAAGGCGCAACAGAUAGCGCUAGUUACUUUUAAUAAAAUAAUUGUCUUUGCUGAAGGGGGACGCAAGAUGGAUGAUUUCGGAGUUUAUGCAGUUUUCGGAGUAAACAGUCCGCCUCAGAGGCUCCUGUGUACCAGCGGGUCGUGUCGGGUGUCUCUUGCAGUACCGCCGGCCGCCCGCCAGGUGGUGCUGUUCAGCAGCGGGCCGUGGGGGGAGCGGAUCUGCGUGAAUGCAGACCUCAACGACGCUGACAGGAUCCCAAUCACUAUCGGCAAGCUGACGCCAUACAACAAGUGCCUGUCCUGGGAGCAGUGGGAGGAGGAGACCUGGACAGACGGGGUCACACUCACUGUCACCCUAGAGGGAGGAAACCUGGUAAAAGCGGACUGGUCAGAACCAGAGCUCAUGCUCGCCAUGAAGGAAUACACUCCAAAGGACGCCAUGGCGCCUCCUGCACCCCGAGAGCUCAACGGCAAGAGGAAGAGAGAGCGAACGGCGGAGGAGGAGGAAGAUGUGGAGAAGGCGGCGAGGAGAGGAGAGCAGGAGGACAACGUGCGUCCUAACGGCGCUGUGGAGAAGACGACCCCUGUGAGAAAGGUCAGAGGUCAAGGCAGAGGAGGCCAGAGGCUGUUUGCCAGCGAGGGAGACGCUGCCAAGACGACAGCGGCAGCAGCUGAUGGAGCGGGAGAGGCGCAGGGGAUUGUGGGAAGGACGCCUCCGCACAGCACAACCAGGACGAAGGGUAGACAGGCCAAGACUCCCACACAGGCCGCCCCACUCGUCAGCCCGUCAGGUCGCUGGGGUCAGACCAUGUGUCCCAUCGACGCUCAGACGGCAAUUCUGAUUGGAGGGCAGGGAGCCAGGAUGCAGUUCUGCAAAGACCCCAUGUGGAAGCUCUGCACAGAGGACCUGUCCUGGGUUGCGGCGGAGACGCUGGCGGAGGGUCCCACCCCUGAGGCCAGGAUCGGUCACACGGCGGUCUAUGACCCCGACUCCAAACGGAUCUUUGUGUUCGGCGGCUCCAAGAACAAGAAGUGGUUCAAUGACGUUCACAUCCUGGACACCCAGAGCUGGAAGUGGACCAUGGUUGAGGCUCAGGGGAAAGUGCCCCCCCUGGCCUACCACAGCUGUAGUUUGUUCCGGGGCGAACUGUUCGUGCUGGGAGGGGUGUUUCCCUGUCCCAACCCGGAGCCGGACGGCUGCAGCGACUCCCUGUACAUCUUCGACCCGCACCUCUCCAUUUGGUACCAGCCCAUCGUCACGGGUGACAAGCUCUCCCCCCGCUCAGGACACUCAGCGUGUGUGAUGCAGGAGAGGAAGAUCUAUGUGUUUGGUGGAUGGGACUUUCCUGUCUGCUACAACGACAUGUACAUGUUGGACCUGGGCCUGAUGGAGUUUUCUGCAGUGAAAACAACAGGAAAAGCCCCCUCUCCUCGCAGCUGGCACGGUAGCGCGGUGCUCUCAGACACCAAGUUUCUGAUCCAUGGCGGUUACAACGGAAACAACGCUCUCAACGACACCUUCAUCUUCGACACAGACACCAACAGCUGGACCGAGGUGACCCACCCUGAGCUCUCGGUGCCGCGGGCGGGCCACUCCAUCAUCACCAUGGAGACCGGCCGCCCUCGCCCUUCGGCAGAGGAGGAAGACGGCGAUGAAGGUGCAGGUCGCACCGGCAGAUGCCUGCUCAUGUUUGGAGGCGGAGACAACGAGGGCGACUUCUACUCCGACCUGACGACCGUUUCCGUGGAGGAGCUGCUCCGUGAAAUGUAACGAUGACGUCUCAGAGGUGAACCCUCACUCCCCGAUGACAUGUGAAACCACCCCUUAUUUUUAUGUAUAUGUGAUGUUUUCCUCUCUUUUUAAGUGUUUACUUUCCUUCUAUUAAAGAGUUUAUAUUAUUUAAUUUCAUUGUUUUGAAGUUAUGUACAUAAGGUUUAUAUUUUAUAUAACAUGCUUUUUUGUUGGAAAUUAAAAAUCCCCAGUCUCUCAUCAUGGAUCCGAGACUAGUUAGUUGUUGGGUUUUAUGUAAAUAGUUACUUCUCAGGUAAAAUUUUAAUUGUAUUUUUAUACAUAAAACUGCGUUUCUCAUUAUCCUCUAAGGGAAUGAUGGAUUAUGUAGCAAGUAUAAGGGUUUUCAAUAGCCACUGUUACUUGAAUACAUUGCCACUGCAGGAGGUAUUGCAUUUGUUUUAUUGGUUUCAGAAGCGUAUUUGUUAAUAGCUGUCAUGUUCUCCAAAUUGUGCUGCAUCUGCUUCGUGUUGUCUGCUUGGAAAAUCCUAAUUUUGAUUCCUCAGUUGCAUUUGUGCUGUUUUUUUUUACUCAAUAAACACUUGCA
This is a messenger RNA of Myripristis murdjan (pinecone soldierfish), 2435 nucleotides long. RefSeq names its product kelch repeat-containing protein (gene krcp). The transcript is spliced from 13 exons. The record is from RefSeq and is a predicted model, not a curated record. Gene Ontology annotation, molecular function: protein binding. Bases 167 to 1870 code for a protein of 567 amino acids. NCBI's taxonomy places the organism in Eukaryota, Metazoa, Chordata, Actinopteri, Holocentriformes, Holocentridae.